AUGGCGUGGGACAGGUGUAACCAGGACUUGGUGUGGAGAGAAAUAGAGUGCGCUGCAUUGGUUGGCGAAGACCAGCCCCUCUGCCCCGACCUCCCCGAACUCGACCUCUCCGAGCUGGACGUGAGCGACCUAGACGCCGACGGCUUCCUGGGCGGCCUCAAGUGGUACAGCGACCAAUCGGAGAUCAUUUCCGCGCAGUAUGGCAACGAGGCGUGCAAUCUUUUCGAGAAGAUAGAUGAAGAAAAUGAGGCCAACUUGCUGGCAGUGCUUACAGAGACCCUGGAUAGCAUCCCGGUGGAUGAGGACGGUUUGCCUUCGUUUGAGGCUCUGGCAGAUGGGGACGUGACCAAUGCCAGUGACCAGAGUUGUCCCUCCUCCCCCUCGGGCUCUCCUCGCACCCCAGAGCCCGAGGAGCCUUCCCUGCUGAAGAAGCUCCUUCUGGCGCCCGCAAACUCCCAGCUCAGCUAUAAUCAAUACACAGGUGGCAAGGCACAGAACCAUGCAGCCAGUAGCAACCACCGCAUCCGAUCACCACCUGCCGUCGUCAAGACGGAGAGCCCCUGGAACGGCAAAGCGAGAGGGGUCUCCGGCCAACAGAUCCGCCCUCUGAGGCGGCCUUGCACAGAGCUGCUGAAGUACUUAACAGCCACCGAUGACAUCCUGCUCCACACCAAAGCCAACGACGUCAAGGGUAGCUGGAGCGGCGUCCCCGGCAGGGACAAGAGCUGCCUGGGCCUGGGCGCCUCCUCUUCUUCUUCCUCCUCGCCGUCCUCGUCGUCCACCUCCUCCUUCUCCUCCCUGUCCUCUUCUUGUUCCUCGGUCGCAUCCAAGAAGAAGUCGGGCGUGCCGCCGCAACCGCCGCCACCACAGCAGCAUCACCAGCGAGGUGAGAGCCGGGCUGCAGGCGAAUGUAGUGGGGCUGGGAAGUGGCAGCGUUGCGCUCAGGAUGACGGGGUUGAGGAGUCGGAUGUGGCCUCUAUCUCUGUCGGCCACAGAACCUACAGCUGCGGCCACGCUCGCCCUAAAGCCAGCGAAGAAGAAAGGCCGCCAGGUGAUGCGGGCCACCUGGCCGCCGCUAGGUUCAUUAGGUAUAUGCAUUCUUAUUCCCUCCCUCCCCGAGAGGCGAGUCACAGCUGUGAGCAUUGCCGAGAGGCUGUAGGCGCCACUCGAAUUAAGAGUAGUUGGGCCACUCGCGCUCAACGUAGGCACAUCACAGUGACUAUUAGGAAGCGGGACGCAAAGCCGGGGCACCCCUUACUUAGCCAGCUGCUCACCACCAAGCAGAGACCCGCCCGCUACCGAGACCACCUUCUCAACCCCGUGACCGGCACUGACGGUCAAGUAGUAAGAAAGCGAUCUGAACGUAUCAAACCCAAGGAGAAAGAGCGCGGAAAGCAGAGUGGAGUGACAAACUCUGACCUGCUAGACUUGGGCUUUGGACUAGAGCCGGGGUGGCCAAGCCAGGGAGGCUAUGGGGAGGAUGUUGACCAUGAUAAUCAUAAUGAUGAUGCUGCUCCUGCUGCUAAUGGUGUCUAUGAUGAUGACCAUGUCACGGGCAGCCCCGGCGCAGUGCUCUCACAGGGCCCGCCGAGCCCACUCUUCCCAGAUACUAGCAUUGCAGAGCCCACCCCUGCCCGCUUCAUGCUUGGGCACGGGCAGCCACACAGGCAGGCACUCAGCGAGCACCCAGACGACCACCUGUUGUUAGCCAAACCAACCACCUUGCCACUUCCUUUGACCCCAGAGUCUCCAAAUGACCACAAGGGAUCACCGUUUGAGAACAAAACCAUUGAAUGCACAUUGAGUGUGGAGAUUGCUGGAACCCCAGGUCUGACACCACCAACUACGCCCCCACACAAAGCCAGUCAAGAGAAUCCUUUUAAAGCAUCGCUCAAAACCAAGUUGUCUUCAUGUUCCUCCUCGGCCUUGGCGUGCAAAAGAGCAAGGCUGGUCGAGUUGGGUCCAGGCCCUACCAGGAAGGGCCCUGAACAGACUGAGCUGUAUGCCCAGCUGAGCAAAGCGUCCACUGUCCUACCGUACACUCAACAAAUGACAGGGAGAGGACUUGAGGAGCAUCGAGGUGCUAGCAACCUUAAACGGGCUUCCGCCCGUGGCUUCAGCGACCACGACUAUUGUCAGGCAAGCACAAAGAAGAACGGCAACGCGGCUGUUAGUGCUGCGACUUCAACAGGAGAAAAGCCCGCUUCUGUCGGGGACCAGCACGUCAGAUGUACUGACUCAGCCAUGCCUCCAUCUUCUUCAUCUUCAUCUUGUCCUCUAGCCAAGUUUCAGAGUUUUGUCUCGGGGAAGGAGUCCCUUUCCCAGAACUCCCAGAUUCUCCCAGAACUGGACGGCUCAUCCGCCCUCAGCCGCAAGCUCCUGUGCGACCACGAAAUUCGAGCGGAACUCAACAAGCACUUUGGAAAUCCCUUGCAGGCCCUCUACAGUCAGGGUGAGAAGGAGAAGGAGCCGGGAAGCAAUAAGGUCGGGCCCCCUACGUCUCUUGAGGAUGAGGAGAUUGAGUCCCAAAGGUUGCCUGGCUCUGGUUACUUGCAUUCAGGACUGCUGUCCCUCCAUGAUGAGCUCGAGUUGGGAGAGGGCCGUGAGAGUCGUUUCCUCUACCCCUGGGAGGGUACCCCUCUGGACCUACUCUUUGACUGCCCCCCACGCUCUCCCUCCUGUUCCCCACCGUUAAGCUGUUCCCCAUCACGAGGCUCCGUCUCGCCGCCGUCCUCCCUCCUUCUGUCGCCCGGCAGGCCUUUCCGCUGGACUGGCGGCCGGUCGCGCUCCCGCUCCCGAUCUCAUUCCGGUUCACGCAGCUCCUCUUCAGGCUACCGGAGGCGCUCCCUCUCCAGCUCGCCUGAUAGACGCCCUUCCUCCUGGUGUCGCCACAACAGUGAAUCGAGCACUUUGCGUUCCAGGAGCCACAAGAGCCCACAGUCACAAUCUCCUCUCAGUCGCAGGCCAAGGUACGACAGCUACGAGGAGUAUCAACACGAGAGGUUGAAAAGAGAAGAGUAUCGUCGGGAUUACGAGAAGCGGGACUUUGAAAGGGCCGAGCAGAGGGAUAGGCAACGACGAAAGGCAAUCGAGGAGAGACGGGUGGUGUACGUGGCGAGACUGAGGUCGGACUGCACCCGGACUGAGUUGAAGCGGCGCUUUGAAGUCUUUGGAGAAAUUGAAGAAUGUGCUGUGAACUUGAGGGACGAUGGGGACAAUUUUGGCUUCAUCACAUACCGCUACACGUGCGACGCCUUAGCCGCCCUCGACAACGGACACACCUUGCGGCAGUCAAACGAGCCGCGCUUCGAGCUGUGCUUCGGCGGUCAAAAGCAAUUCUGCAAGUCAGAUUACACAGACUUGGACUCCCAUUCGGACGACUUUGACCCCGCCUCCACCAAAAGCAAGUAUGACUCCUUGGAUUUCGACAGCUUGCUGAAGGAGGCCCAGCGCAGCCUCAGAAGGUAA
This is a messenger RNA of Nerophis lumbriciformis (worm pipefish), 3468 nucleotides long. The record is from RefSeq and is a predicted model, not a curated record. Lineage: Eukaryota; Metazoa; Chordata; Actinopteri; Syngnathiformes; Syngnathidae.